GCAUGGGGUUGGCAGUCGCUCGGCGCCUUGGUGUUGGUCGGCAUAUAUGUGUUGCCGACUACUCAAAUGAAAUUCUCUUAGAAGUCCAGGAAGCCUUAACCAACGAGGGUUACAUGGUCGAAACAUUCCAGGUGGGUGUGUCCGACUACGAUUCUGUCAGCCGCUUUGCUAAGGCAGCAGCAUCUCAUGGACCCCUCGAAGCGGUAGUUCAUACAGCUGGGCUGUCCCCGUCUGCUGGCUCUGCAAAAAAGAUCCUUGACAGCAAUCUUCUGGGCACGGCCAAUGCUCUCGAUGCUUUCUUGGAGGUAGCACAGCCCGGAACAAGCAUGGUCUGCAUCGCCAGUAUGGCCGGUCACAUGGGAUCGGGAUUACCUUCGGAGCUAGAGCAUCAUCUCGCGACAGCGCCUAGGAACCAAUUGUUAAAUCACGUGGCCCUGGACAUUGAUCAAGCCGAUCCGCAAGGUCCUGCACGGGCCUAUGGUCUGUCAAAACGUGGAAAUUUACUACGCGUUCAGGCUUCAUCCAAAGCAUGGGGUCGCAUUGGAGGGAGAGUGAAUUCGGUCAGCCCCGGAGUCAUAUCUACAGGCGCUGGGCGCCAGGAGAUCAAGGGCCCAGCUGGGAAGUUCAUCGCUCUGAGUCCGGCUGGACGUGUUGGAACGCCGCAGGAUAUUGUGAAUGCCGUCUCAUUCCUGGUCAGUGCAGAGUCCUCGUUUAUUACAGGCAAUGACAUCCUCGUGGAUGGUGGGGUCGUCUCAUCAUUGCGAUGGGACGCCCUGAAAGCCUGAGAGUGAGCCGGUAUUGUGAUGAUCAAUCUUGGGAGUGACCGUUGACGGCCGGAAGAAAGGCUUUGCGAGUGACCCGGAAUUUCAAGGUGACACUCGGUCGUGUCAGACAUCAAAACAAGUGUCAAGGGAAGGCUCGGGACUAUAUUGCGAUAUCGCUCUUAGUCAUUCCUACGCGUGCAGGCAUAGAGGGCCCAAACAUGAGCUCCUCUAAAAAGACGA
Molecule: messenger RNA, 1004 nt
Organism: Aspergillus aculeatus ATCC 16872
Lineage: Eukaryota; Fungi; Ascomycota; Eurotiomycetes; Eurotiales; Aspergillaceae
Exons: 1
Coding region: 114-785 (223 amino acids)
Cellular component (GO): intracellular anatomical structure
Molecular function (GO): oxidoreductase activity, acting on NAD(P)H, oxygen as acceptor
Source: RefSeq, a predicted model, not a curated record